UCGGAAGAAUCAAAAACGGCACCCGCCGAGCAACCGAGACAACUGUAACUCGCAACCUUUAAAUCUACCUAUCCUUCGGUACUAUCGAUUGUGUCAAUUGGAUCGGGAUCGGGAUUUUUAUUCGACUUCAGCCUUCCAAUGAGAGCUAUUUGAUAACUUCAACGUCUUGAAAGAUGGCUACCAAACCGAAAAUGCCUAACCCGUUAAACGGCAUGCAUACAGCCGGUAUAUUCUCCGACAUGAGCGUCGAUGGCCCUGAGAUUGGAACUCUUGUACUUAUUGUUGAUCGUGCAAAGAAUCUUCCAAACAGGAAGACAAUUGGGAAACAAGAUCCCUACUGCGCCGCGCGGCUGGCGAAAGAAGCUAAGAAGACAACCACAGAUAUUCGAGGUGGCCAGACCCCCAAAUGGGACCAGGAGCUUCGAUUUAUAGUUCACGACUCGCCCGACUACUAUCAGUUAAAGCUAUCCGUAUUCAACGACGAUAGGAAGACGGAGCUAAUAGGCGAAACGUGGAUUGACCUACGCGAUAUAAUUAUACGAGGAGGUGGACAGAGUGACCAGUGGCAUAGCUUGAAUUGUAGAGGCAAAUAUGCGGGUGAGGUCAGAAUCGAGAUCACAUUCUACGACAGCCGCCCAAAAGCCGAAAAGGCAAUAGCAAAACCAAACGGCGUAACCCCGAAUCCCGACGUAGAAUCUGCCGGCGGAUCUCAGAAGACGGUAGUGAAACGGCGUCCGUUGCCCUCCGAUCCUGUCACGGGUCAGGCACCUUCACCGUCAGUGGCAGACCCAAUGCAUACUCCGUCCCGACCACAGCCAAUCCCCCCAUCAUUCGUUCCAAGCCACGCGCCAUUACAAGCUGCCGAAUAUGGUACAUCACCCUCAGGCAGACCCAGCAAUCAGCCCGAUCAGUACUCUUUAACACAUCUCAGCAAGAGUCAGUACUCGACGCCAUCCCAGCGACCGCUGGAUAAGAACUAUAAGCUUCCUCCGCAAGAUAAUGAACAACCACGUUACUCGGACUCUGCUUAUGGUCGGUCAUAUGAAGUAGAAACUAGGUCAUCUUUCGCCCAUGGUCAGCAAACCUACGAGUCUCCGCCGCCAGUCCACCAUCCUCGGCAAUCGAUUGAGCUCGAUGACUGUCCUCCGCCCCCACCAGCCCACCGAGUUAGAAACUCAAGUGUAGGUUCACAAGAACUAGUUACCCGUGGUAGCUUCGACAUGCUACAGCAUAAAGCUGUCCCACAUAUGAGGCAUGAUGUCCUACGGAAUGAAGCCCAUCGAUACUCAGUGCCUUCAGCGGCGCCGUCAUCUUAUCCUGGUCGACCUACGUACCGCCCGUACGAGUCAGCUCCGGAUAUGCAAAGCAUGGUACCAUACCGCGAGGCCGAUGCUAACCGCCAGUCGCGCCAUUACUCUUACGACCCAGCAUACGAAGCUCACUACCGAUCAAUGCAACCGACGGUAGAGGACGUUCCGGAAUCCUGGACACCACCAAGCGCAAGACCCCGAGGUAGCGGAUCUAGAACGCACCAGUACGAUGAGCAGGAGUACCAUCAAGCUUCCACUCCUGCGCCGUUGGCUUUAAACGGGCGUGAUAGUGCGCUGUCUGGACAUUAUAGCCCUUCCCCUAUCCCAUCUCAAGAGCAGUACGACCCUAGUGGCUAUAACCAAUCACCAUCGCCCAUACCUGCUGAGGAUUAUUCCCAAGCACUCGCUCUGGUGCCAAGGUAUUCGAGGCAGAUGGAUCAUACUCUGAAUUAUCCAAAUGAACUAGAAAAUAGUCAAGUGCUUGCGCCAAGCGAUUAUGAUAUCCCCUCUGUACCCCCAACGCUGGUUCCAGGGGUUGACCCAGCUAUGGCGCGCGAGAUCUCGGAUCGCUUCCAGCAAGAAAGAAAGCAAGCGCGUCGAUACACCCAACCACCUCCUAUGGCUACUCCAACCCGGGGUAGACAGCAAAGCGAGCCUCCCUCAAAUUAUGCUAUUCAGCAUUCCCCUAAUGUCCACCACCCAAGCAGCUCGAGAGUCUAUGAUAGAAGCCUAGUGAAUUAUGCUAGCGGACCUACCACGCCUUUGGGACCAACCUCAGGUUCAAGGUCUCGAGGAGUCUCUCCAGCCCCGAGUGCUAACCACACGAUCAAACGCAAGUCGGUCAGUCCGGCGCCUCCCCCGUCUGAUGGUCGCCGACUAUCAGGGGUUCCUUUCGGCCCAGACUCUUAUGACGCCCUAAACCCUACUGUGGCGUCGACAAAGGACGGAGAGUACACCAAUGCAGAUGGAAAGAUAGUGACACCAGAUGGACGGGAAGUUGAUCCCUCAGAUCACUUGCCUAUGGACACCUGGGCGCCGGAACCAGAGCCAAAGAAGCCCGUUGAGCCUGUGGAGACACGUUCACGUCCAGUGCCUGCUGGCGCGCAGCCGAUGCCACCCUCUAGCCGCCGGCCACCCCGUACCAGUACGCGACCCCAGUCGGCAAUAGCUGCACCGCCAACAUAUAUCCCUUCUGACCCCACACCUUCUCCUCCUGUGAGCACGGGGCGAAACCGCCUACAGAAGAAAGCACAUCGCGCAUCAGCCCUACCGGCGCCAAUUUCCUCAGGGCCUAAUCCACUUGGCCCUUCGACGCCUCAUCAGCGGAACAGUACGCCCCCUCGAGCGCUUGUUCGUGCUAGCACUUUCGAUUAUGAGAAUCAUGGCUCAGGCGCGGCUCGCUCGGGAUUCGGCAUCGGUCCGCCAAUUCCAGCCAAGGUACCGAUGAUGAGUGGCGGCUUGGGGCCAACCCCGGGGCGAGGGGGCAACGAAGAAUGGGCACUCAUGGAAGAAAUGAGUAGGAUCGAUAUCGGCUCGGGCCGAGCACGACGGCAUGGAGGAUAUUGAUGAUACGAAUGUUUACGAAUUCGAGAGAAGGCGUUGUAUAAUAUGUAUAAUGUGUUUGAAGCAAAGGAGGUAGGUACCGGUUACUUGCUUUUGCCGUUUUAUAUUUCCCUUUCCAGUCUCUGUCCGGUAUCUUGGGGGUGUUUAAUGUAUUGGAGGGAGGACAAUCGCGUGCGGUCGUGAUCAUAUAGACAAGAUGGACGUGCGGAAAGGGAAGGCUU
Molecule: messenger RNA, 3094 nt
Organism: Daldinia loculata
Lineage: Eukaryota; Fungi; Ascomycota; Sordariomycetes; Xylariales; Hypoxylaceae
Exons: 2
Coding region: 174-2876 (900 amino acids)
Source: RefSeq, a predicted model, not a curated record